Tachyglossus aculeatus (Australian echidna) is the source of this 2792-nucleotide messenger RNA. RefSeq names its product chloride voltage-gated channel 5 (gene CLCN5). Gene Ontology annotation, biological process: chloride transport; transmembrane transport. The transcript is spliced from 13 exons. Bases 51 to 2483 code for a protein of 810 amino acids. Gene Ontology annotation, cellular component: Golgi apparatus; early endosome; membrane. Gene Ontology annotation, molecular function: voltage-gated chloride channel activity. Lineage: Eukaryota; Metazoa; Chordata; Mammalia; Monotremata; Tachyglossidae. The record is from RefSeq and is a predicted model, not a curated record.
UCCCGGCCGACCCCCUCCGCGCUCCGGCCACAGGUUCAACGGCCGAAGCCAUGGAUAACAAGGGCUUUCGCCGAGGGAGUUUCAACAGUUUCCAGAGCAGCACCAGCGAUGAAGACCUGGUGGAAAUAUCCGGGGCAACUCUGGACUUCUCCAUCACAGAUGACGUCCCUCCCCUGGACAGAGAGAUGGGAGAGUUCACAACGUACAAUGGAGGAGGGAUAAAUGGCACGAGUAAGAUGAUGAUGGAUUUUUUCGAGGAGCCUAUCCCCGGCGUGGGAACCUACGAAGAUUUCAAUACCAUCGACUGGGUGAGGGAGAAAUCCAGAGACCGAGACCGGCACAGAGAGAUUACAAGUAAAAGCAAAGAGUCGACGUGGGCCUUGCUCCACAGCGUGAGCGAUGCCUUUUCCGGCUGGCUGCUGAUGCUGCUUAUUGGGCUGCUAGCAGGUUCCCUAGCCGGGCUGAUAGACAUCUCGGCCCACUGGAUGACAGACUUGAAAGAGGGCGUGUGCCUCGGAGGCUUCUGGUUUAACCACGAGCAAUGCUGCUGGAACUCCGAGCACGUCACCUUCGAAGACAGGGACAAGUGCCCCGAGUGGGAGACCUGGUCACAGCUAAUCAUAAGCAAGUCCGAGGGAGCGUUCGCAUACAUUCUCAACUACUUUAUGUACGUCCUUUGGGCUCUGCUCUUCUCACUCCUGGCCGUGUCCCUAGUCAGGGGAUUUGCACCUUAUGCCUGUGGUUCUGGAAUCCCUGAGAUAAAAACGAUAUUGAGCGGUUUCAUCAUUAGGGGCUAUUUGGGCAAGUGGACCUUGAUCAUCAAAACCAUCACGCUGGUGCUGGCCGUAUCGUCGGGCUUGAGUCUGGGCAAAGAAGGGCCCCUUGUGCACGUGGCCUGCUGCUGUGGAAAUAUCCUGUGCCAUCUCUUCACCAAAUACAGGAAAAAUGAGGCCAAGCGCAGAGAGGUUUUGUCUGCGGCAGCAGCAGCUGGCGUUUCCGUAGCCUUCGGGGCGCCGAUUGGAGGGGUGCUUUUCAGCUUGGAAGAGGUCAGCUAUUAUUUCCCCCUGAAGACGCUGUGGCGAUCGUUCUUUGCCGCUCUGGUGGCGGCAUUCACCCUGCGCUCCAUCAACCCCUUCGGCAACAGCCGCCUGGUCCUGUUCUACGUGGAAUUCCACACCCCGUGGCACCUCCUGGAGCUGAUCCCCUUCAUCCUCCUGGGGAUCUUCGGCGGGCUGUGGGGGGCCUUCUUCAUCCGGGGGAACAUCGCCUGGUGCCGGAAACGGAAGACCACCCGGCUGGGCAGGUACCCGGUGCUGGAGGUGCUCGUGGUGACGGCCAUCACCGCCGUCCUCGCCUUCCCCAAUGACUACACGCGCAUGAGUACCAGCGAGCUCAUCUCCGAGCUGUUCAAUGACUGCGGGCUCCUGGACUCCUCCAAGCUCUGCGACUACGUGAGCAACUUCAACACCACCAAGGGGGACGCCCUGCCGGACAGAGCCGCGGGGGCGGGGGUCUACCGAGCCAUGUGGCAGCUCGCCUUGGCCCUCAUCCUCAAAGUCUUCAUCACCAUCUUCACGUUCGGGAUGAAGGUCCCCUCCGGCCUCUUCAUCCCCAGCAUGGCCGUGGGAGCCAUCGCGGGCCGCCUGCUAGGCGUGGGAAUGGAGCAGCUGGCCUUCUAUCACCACGACUGGCCCAUCUUCAGCAGCUGGUGCAGCCCGGGGGCCGACUGCAUCACCCCCGGCCUCUACGCCAUGGUCGGGGCGGCGGCCUGCUUGGGCGGAGUGACGCGGAUGACGGUAUCCCUGGUGGUCAUCAUGUUCGAACUGACCGGCGGAUUGGAGUACAUCGUCCCGCUGAUGGCCGCGGCCAUGACCAGCAAGUGGGUGGCCGACGCGAUCGGCAGGGAGGGCAUCUACGACGCCCACAUCCGCCUCAACGGCUACCCGUUCCUGGAGGCCAAGGAGGAGUUCACCCACAAGACGCUGGCCAUGGACGUGAUGAGGCCGCGGCGAAACGACCCCGCGCUGACCGUCCUCACCCAGGACAGCCUGACGGUGGAGGACGUCGAGGCGAUCAUCAGCGACACCUCUUACAGCGGCUACCCCGUGGUGGUGUCUCGGGAGUCCCAGAGGCUCGUGGGCUUCGUCCUCCGCAGGGACCUCAUCAUUUCCGUCGAAAACGCCCGGAAGAAGCAGGAUGGGAUUGUGAGCAUGUCCGUUAUUUAUUUCACCGACCAUUCUCCUCCACUGCCACCCAACUCUCCUCCCACCCUGAAGCUUCGCAACAUCCUGGACCUCAGUCCCUUCACAGUCACCGACCAAACGCCCAUGGAGAUCGUCGUGGAUAUAUUCCGAAAGUUGGGUUUGCGUCAGUGUCUGGUCACCCACAAUGGGCGGCUACUUGGAAUCAUUACCAAAAAGGACGUUUUAAAGCACAUCGCACAGAUGGCAAACCAAGAUCCCGGCUCCAUCCUCUUCAACUGAAACCCGGCUUCGGGCCAAGGACGAAAUCGCAAAGGACCUUUGAGGACAGGGACGUUGCUUUUUUUUUAAAAUCCAAGAAGCCGGAUCGGUGACUUUAGCGUUUCCCGCUUGGGGGACGGAGAAGAUAAUCGUGUUUUGUUUGUGUUUUUCCUACGAGAUAACCCAUUGCACUACAUAAUCUGUGGAAAUUAAUCUUCUCUUUAGAAGAAAAGACUAUUUUGCUCUUGUGAAGUUGCAUUGGAAAGAGUCCAUGAAGGAGUAAAGGAAAUGGCAACAGAGUAAAUCUGUUCCCCUUUUUUUAAAAAAAAA